Messenger RNA from Myzus persicae (green peach aphid), 2136 nucleotides. RefSeq names its product disks large-associated protein 1-like. Gene Ontology annotation, molecular function: molecular adaptor activity. NCBI's taxonomy places the organism in Eukaryota, Metazoa, Arthropoda, Insecta, Hemiptera, Aphididae. Bases 728 to 1765 code for a protein of 345 amino acids. Gene Ontology annotation, biological process: signaling. The transcript is spliced from 2 exons. Gene Ontology annotation, cellular component: glutamatergic synapse; postsynaptic specialization. The record is from RefSeq and is a predicted model, not a curated record.
GUGCGUUCUCGUUUCAACUUUCAAGGCUGUGGACUCAAAUGUCCCGGUUCACAGUCGCCCCAUUUUACUUUCGUCGAUUUAUUUUUUCAUUUCUACCUAAGUACUCCUUCCUAAAUAUUAUAAUUAAUUGCCGUCCGAAUAUUGUUACCUACCUACACACACACACAUGGACACAUGUGGCAGUCUUAUUUACGUAUCUACACAAUAGUUAGGUUUCUAUAAUAGCCACUGCCACAGUGUACACAAUAAAUCAUUGUACCUACUCGUGUCUCGUAAUAAUAGAUCAUUCGGUCGAUUGCCUCGAGGGAGACUUUUACGUAAUCAAUUUCCCGGUGGCUCGUCGUCUAUUGUGUGCACUGUGCAGUUGUCAGUUACUAUUAUUGCGACGGUUGUCGUCCAAUACUGCAACUGUUUGUGGGCUCCAAGGUAAUGAUGCCCCUUGGGGGGUGUUGUGUGUCAUGUCAACAAAGCCAACUUUCACGGUCCACUACCUCCCUCCCACACAUUAUGAACGUCAUGUGUUUUGCAAUCUUGUAAGUUGUGAUACUGCUCUUACCCGCUAAGUAUUAUGGGUAUUGUUUUUGGUGAAAAAAAAAUUUCGCAUUUCACCCUUUGUCGAGGGACUAUCCGAAGCUAUAUUUUCAACACUGCCAUUCAGUAUGCUCAUCGUUAUAUAGGAACAAUGAAGCUGUUCAAGUGAUUAAACCAGUGUGCUCUAUUGACAGUGAUGAGUACCAGAGACGCAACAGAUGACCGCUAUAUUGACGAUUCUAUCCGAAAUUGCAAAAAACCACCUUUCAAGGUAAAGUCACCAUCAUAUGUCAACAUAUCUAGAUCUAUAAAUGGUUAUACAUCAUCCUUAACACAGUACGAUAGCAAGAAACGCGAGAGUCGAUCUAGAGAUUGUAGUCCUAUCAAUGUACGCACGGUUAAUAGUAAUAUGGAAGACCAACAUAUUAUGACGAAAUGUUCAAUUACUGAUACCGUUGAUUAUAGGACUGAAUCAGCUAAUUCCGUAGUUGUAAACACAAUUCAAAGACUUUACGGUUCUAGUGUUAAAGUGUCGCCAAAGGAAAAAAGAUUGAACAACAUUCCUAAAUCAACUGUAAUACAUAGAGAACAUACACCUGACAGACAUGAUUUGCCUGUGUUAAAAUUGCUCAACCCCCAAUUCCGGGCAAAAUUAGUAAUAAAUAAUAAUUCACCACCCCCAAAAAUUAAACCUUCACAAAUCACCAAUGGUAGUGAUGUAGAAGUUAAUGGUGGCAACUACUUUAUUAAAUUAGUUAGCUUAGAAUGUGAUACAAUAAGAAAAUUAAUAUCGCAGGUAGAAUGCUUGUUACCAAUGGCUCCUGAAAAUGGCCAAGCUCGUAUUCAAGCUAUCGUUGGUAAAUCAAAUCUGUUAAUGUCCAAAAAAAUUCAACAAUUCCUUGGCUUAUGUGAAAGUAAUAUAUCCUGUGCACUCAAUGAUUUAUCCAGACCCAAAAACAAUGAUUUAGAAGGGUUUUGGGAUAUGGUCAAAAUACAAGUUGAGCAGGUUAAAACUGAAAUGCGAGAAAUUAUUGAUAUAAGUAAUAAAGGUUGGCCUGAUGACGAAGACGAAAACAAAAAUAAAGAGAUACCUAUCAAAACAAUUAAAGUAAAAACGAAAAUAAAAAAACCUGUUGUUUUAAAUUCAAAAUAUGACGCGGCUAGAAGAAAAGCAAUUGAAGAUCAACGCAAGGCAAUGAAAAACUUAAAAAGUGAUGAUAUUAUAUUUUUUUAACUUUAAGUGUGUAGAGAUUAUACUGUAAUAUUAUGUGUUAAUGAGUAUUAUAAUAUUUAAUUAGUAAUUGUUUAACUUUUUAAUUUAUAUAUAUUUUGUAUAUUAUGUCACUUGCAUUAUUGUAAACCAUUAUUUUACAUUUUUAAACAAAUUUUAUCAAAAUUUAAAACAUAUUGUAUUAUUGUUAAUACAUUAUGAUUAUUUAUGUUGAUGAGUAUUUUUAACUUUUUUAAACAAGUGCACUUAUAGUUAAUAUAAAUUUUGUAUUUUGGUUUAACCAAACCAUAGAAUAAGAAAUAACAACUAAGACAAAUUUCUAAAUUAAAAUUUUAUAUGAACAAAAUAACUAAAAUUGAAUUAAUUAAAACAGU